GUGAUUUAUACUGCAUAAUUCGCGUAGGUGUAGUUGAUCCAGAAGAACAAGUUGGCUGCUGCAAAAAUGAACUUUGCUAUUCGACCUGCAACAAAAGCAGACUGUAAAGACAUAUGGCGACUGCUCAGGGAUUUGGCAAUUCAUGAAAACAUGCUCAACCAUAUGAUGGUGACUUACGAAGAACUGGAGCGGGAUGCUUUCAGUCAGAAUCCCUGGUUUGAAUCCCUUGUGGCAGAAGUACCAGAGGAAAAUAAAUCUAAAGAAGGAUUUAGAACCGUUGGUCUUGCAGUUUACUUUUACUCAUACAGUACAUGGAAAGGACGCACAGUUUAUUUGGAGGAUUUGUACGUGAUGCCAGAAUUCAGAGGGCACACCACCAAUGUCACAAAAAGACUUGGCAUUGGAAAUAAUUUGCUGAGCACACUUGCUAAGGUGGCGAGAGAAAAACAAUGUGUGCAGUUGGAGUUGAACGUGCUCGGCCAAAACAUUAGUUCCCGAUCCUUCUAUGCUGCUAAAGGAGCUGAGGACAUAACUGUCAGGGAUGAUUGGCACACGCUACGUUUUGAUGCACAAAGUCUAAGCAAUUUAGACUUUUUGGAAAAUGGAAGAAAGGGCAAUUUAAUGUAAUUUCCUCCUUGUGUAUGUACAGAUAUAUGUACAAAGAAAAAUAAACUUGAAAUACU
Molecule: messenger RNA, 683 nt
Organism: Syngnathus acus (greater pipefish)
Lineage: Eukaryota; Metazoa; Chordata; Actinopteri; Syngnathiformes; Syngnathidae
Product: thialysine N-epsilon-acetyltransferase-like
Exons: 7
Coding region: 67-627 (186 amino acids)
Molecular function (GO): N-acetyltransferase activity
Source: RefSeq, a predicted model, not a curated record